Messenger RNA from Peronospora matthiolae, 129 nucleotides. Lineage: Eukaryota; Oomycota; Peronosporomycetes; Peronosporales; Peronosporaceae. The record is from the annotation of a GenBank genome assembly.
AUGAGCAGCGGUGGAAGUGCGUUUCAAGUGAUGUCGAGUGAUUUCGAGUGGUAUCAAGUCGUGACGAGUGAUGUCGAGUGGUACCAAGUGAUGUCGAGUGAUGUCCAUGCGAGGAGUGUGUUUGACUGA